UCGCCUUCAAAACCACAUACACCACAGUUCCAUUCCUUACAACUUCCUCUCUUAAAGUUCAUUUACUUUGAUGGAGAAUUAUCAACAUUUUUUUCCAAAUUAUUCUUCUUCGUCGUCUGAUCAGUUCUCACUAAUGAAUAUGAUGAACAACAAUUCUCAUACAAAAGCAGCUGAAUUAACCCAAGACAAUAGGAAAUCGAGCGGGUUUUUGGGGCUAAUGGCAAGCAUGGAAGCUCCAAGCUCCAGUGUUGUUACUGAUCACACAAAUAGCAUUCCGUAUAACUCUAAUGAUCAGAACGAGGUGAGAUCGGGUAAGAAGAAUAAAGGUGAGAAGAAGAUUAAAAAACCGAGAUAUGCUUUUCAAACAAGGAGUCAAGUGGAUAUUUUGGAUGAUGGAUAUAGAUGGAGGAAAUAUGGACAGAAGGCUGUCAAGAACAACAGAUUCCCAAGAAGCUACUACCGAUGCACGCAUCAAGGAUGUGAUGUGAAGAAACAAGUACAAAGGCUGUCAAAGGAUGAAGGAGUAGUAGUAACUACUUAUGAAGGCAUGCAUUCACAUCCCAUUGAGAAGUCCACAGAUAACUUUGAGCACAUUUUGACUCAGAUGCAAAUCUAUGCUUCCUUUUGAAACGUCCAUCAGUUCAAUGCCUAAGGCAUGACAGUCUAUUAAACACUUGUAAAGUAGUACUACAGUAUAUUGUGUACAUGCGUUUUGAACCUAGAUGAUAUAUUUUGAAAUAAAACGCAACUUCAUUAGGGAAUUUAAUUUGAUCAUUGUAGAACUGAAAAUUAUGUUGCUAUCUUUUGUUUUUACGCAAUUUGCACUUAAUUCGGCUCACUUUGUAUUUGCCGGAGGCAGUUUCCCUUCAUUUUAAUUCUUUU
Molecule: messenger RNA, 882 nt
Organism: Nicotiana attenuata
Lineage: Eukaryota; Viridiplantae; Streptophyta; Magnoliopsida; Solanales; Solanaceae
Product: probable WRKY transcription factor 75
Exons: 2
Coding region: 71-628 (185 amino acids)
Biological process (GO): regulation of DNA-templated transcription
Molecular function (GO): sequence-specific DNA binding; DNA-binding transcription factor activity
Source: RefSeq, a predicted model, not a curated record